AGUGUUGUGAAUAUCGCCACACGGUGGCGUUUCUACAUGUGUGUUCGCGCGGGAAAUGACCUGCAGAUUGUCUUAUUUUUUCCGGUGACAUCUGUGAGAUCCUGUCUUGGAAAAUCUCACUUGUUUUAUUGUCAAAGUACGAGGACAUUUGCAAAGUAUGAACAUAUAUUUUUGUGGAAGCAUCCGCGGAGGGAGACAGGACGUGAAUAUUUACCAGAGAAUAGUGAAGAAGUUACAGCAGUAUGGCAAAGUUUUGACAGAGCAUGUGAGCUAUGACAGUCUGUCUGCAAAGGAUGAUUGCAGGUCAGCACUGAACAUGCAUGCUCUUGGUCCAGGUGAAGAUGCGGUUUUGGAUGGAGAUAAAGCCAUUCAUGAUCGAGAUGUGGAGUGGCUGAUGAUGUCUGAUGUGAUAGUAGCUGAGGUGACACAGCCGUCUCUAGGAGUCGGUUAUGAGCUCGGCCGAGCUGUGGCAGCAAACAAGAGGGUUUUCUGUCUCUUCAGACCUUCUUCUGGAAAAGUGCUGUCUGCCAUGAUCAGAGGAGCAUCCACAAACUCGCUCUUCCAAGUCCAGGACUACACAGAGGAUGAAGUUGAGAGCAUCUUGGAGAAAUAUUUUGAUAGUAUCAAGAACUUAUAAGCACAUUUCAGCAAUUCAUAACAGAUAAGCACAACUUUUAUAUGCUAAUCCUCUCAUUUUAAGUCGGUAGGACAGUUUUCCUUUGGUGGGCAUGAACAUUUUACAUUACAAAUUCAGUGAAAAUGUGAAUUUUGAGGUGUAUUGUUACUUGCAUGUGAAUAAAUCUGUUUCAGCUAAA
Molecule: messenger RNA, 815 nt
Organism: Labeo rohita (rohu)
Lineage: Eukaryota; Metazoa; Chordata; Actinopteri; Cypriniformes; Cyprinidae
Gene: dnph1
Product: 2'-deoxynucleoside 5'-phosphate N-hydrolase 1
Exons: 4
Coding region: 158-637 (159 amino acids)
Biological process (GO): deoxyribonucleoside monophosphate catabolic process
Cellular component (GO): nucleus
Molecular function (GO): 5-hydroxymethyl-dUMP N-hydrolase activity
Source: RefSeq, a predicted model, not a curated record